Bipolaris maydis ATCC 48331 is the source of this 249-nucleotide messenger RNA. The record is from RefSeq and is a predicted model, not a curated record. Lineage: Eukaryota; Fungi; Ascomycota; Dothideomycetes; Pleosporales; Pleosporaceae.
AUGUAUGAUGCUCCUACUCGUAUGUUGGUCACAAAGACGGCCUACGCCACAUGCUUCAUAUCCAGCAACGAAUCAGCCGGUGGAACUUCAGAUGUUCAGCGAAAUCCUCCACAUAAGCAAUCUCUCGCCCAGCCACUAUGCGACUUCCAGAAUCUAGACCCAGAUACAUCUGAACCGUUUCAGGGUCUUUCAACAGGCUCGCUAACAUAUGUGGGGUCCGAGGAGCUGAAGGCUAGUCUGAAUGCGUGA